AUGGAUGACUGCAAUUCUGGUAUCGUUGGUGAGUCUCUCUUUCUUAAGAGCAUGAAAGAGCCUGAUCUGACCGGCGCCUCGCUUGACGGCAGUUGUAUCUGUUUGCGUCUUGACUGCAUGGCCCGACAAGCCGCCGCUCUGGUCACAGGAAACCUCGAGAUCCUCCUCAAGGCGCGACAGCACAGACUCCCCAAUUCGUAA
Molecule: messenger RNA, 201 nt
Organism: Penicillium canariense
Lineage: Eukaryota; Fungi; Ascomycota; Eurotiomycetes; Eurotiales; Aspergillaceae
Exons: 2
Coding region: 1-201 (66 amino acids)
Source: RefSeq, a predicted model, not a curated record